Molecule: messenger RNA, 1140 nt
Organism: Adineta steineri
Lineage: Eukaryota; Metazoa; Rotifera; Eurotatoria; Adinetida; Adinetidae
Source: the annotation of a GenBank genome assembly
AUGUAUAAACUCGAUCUUCCCAUUGAUCAUAAAGAAAAAGCAGCUAUUGAACGACGUCGUCGUGCUGAACAAGAACGUCAAGGACGAAUAUUCAAUUCGAAAUAUCGACAAAUAGGGGUUGAUAAAAAUACUCUUGAUCAACAAAUUCAAGAUCGUAAAUGGAUGGAAGACUUAGAACAAAAACGAGCAUCUGCCUUUGCUAAAGAUGCCGUUCGAAAUGAUACCAUAGCUCAAUUACUUCAACGUCGUCAAGAAUAUGAUGAAAGAGAAAAUAAUCGAGCAUUAAAUGAAUUUCGUGCUUUACAUCAACAACCAUUUGCUCAACGUGAAUGGGAUUUAAAUGAUCCAGACUUUUUAAAGAAAGAUAUGCCAGCACGUAUCUCUGACGAUGAUCCACGUUGUGGUAUAGCUACUUUACAAAAAUUUCAAGGUGAAGAUCUUAAUUCACGUGCACGAGCGAAAUAUCAACAAGAACAAUUACGUGAAUGGUCACGUUUACAGAAAGAAGAUCAACUUCGUGCACAACAAGAACAACAUUCAGCUGAUCGUUUGUUUUUUGCUAAACAAAAUGAAUUAGAUCAACGAGCUGUUGAACUUCAACGAGGUGAAGAACAAUGCCGAAGGGAUAUUAAUAAAUCUGUUCGAAAUUACAAUGACGCAUUAUUUCAAGAAAAUCAAGAACGUCGUGCGUUGAAAAAACGUCAAGACGAUUAUGACAAUUAUGCUGAAAUGACAAAUAUGGUUACAAGUGAUUUAUUAUCAGAAAAUCCUGAUCAAGCUAUGAGUCAAUUUGGACCACAUAGAGUUGUUGUAGAUCGUUGGAAAGGUAUGGGUGAAGAUCGCUUACAGCGCAUACGUGAUGAACAACAACAACAACUUGAAGAGAAAAAACGUCGUGAUGAAGAAGAACGACAACGCGAACAAGAAUGGGAUCAACGUCGUAUUGCUGAAGCUAAAGCUGGAAUGAUUGCAGAAAAACAACUUGAACGUGAUCGACGUGCAUUUGAACAUGAUCUUAAAAAUGAUAAUCAACGUUUAUCAAAUGAACAAAGAAAUCUUAAAUCAUAUCUUGAUCGAGUUGUUUAUACAAAUCAACCAACUGCCGCUUAUUUUACACAAUUUAAUGGUUCAUCAAGAUAG